Messenger RNA from Fusarium pseudograminearum CS3096, 612 nucleotides. RefSeq lists its product as uncharacterized. NCBI's taxonomy places the organism in Eukaryota, Fungi, Ascomycota, Sordariomycetes, Hypocreales, Nectriaceae. Bases 1 to 612 code for a protein of 203 amino acids. The record is from RefSeq and is a predicted model, not a curated record. The transcript has a single exon. Gene Ontology annotation, cellular component: extracellular region.
AUGAAGCACAUUUUACUUCCUCUUAUAUCUUUACUUAUUGGCUCCAGCCUUGCUGCAGAUGUCGUUACAAUCACGGCACCAGUAUCCAUCCCCUCCAACGAGCCAGAAUGGAAGGACAAAGACACCUUCACAUCAGCCGUCCUCAACAGCACAAAUUUCUACCGGGAAGAGCACAACGCUACAGAUCUAAAGUGGAACAAGACACUCGAGAAGUUCGCAUCAGACUACCUCGGUGAUCUCGACGACUGCGAGUUUGAACACUCGGGCGGUCCAUAUGGCGAGAACCUCGCUAUAGGUUAUCCCAACGUCACGGCUAGCAUUGAGGCAUGGGGUGAUGAGCGGGACAAGUACGACUUUGACAAUGCCAAGUUUGGUGAGGAUACGGGCCACUUCACACAACUUGUCUGGAAAGAUACCACCACCGUUGGAUGUGGGAGGAAGUUAUGCGGCGAGAAGGGGUGGUAUCUGGUCUGCGAGUACUGGCCCAGGGGCAAUGUGAAGGGUCAGUUCGAAGAUGAGGUUAUCAAGGAGGAAGGUGGUGCGUUUACGACGAGACCUGGUGUUGGAUUGGCCUUGAUUGUUUUCCUUGGAUAUAUUGUUAUCUUUCUAUAG